Oryza brachyantha (malo sina) is the source of this 2100-nucleotide messenger RNA. RefSeq names its product DEAD-box ATP-dependent RNA helicase 17. Gene Ontology annotation, molecular function: ATP binding; RNA helicase activity; nucleic acid binding. Lineage: Eukaryota; Viridiplantae; Streptophyta; Magnoliopsida; Poales; Poaceae. Gene Ontology annotation, cellular component: nucleus. The transcript is spliced from 10 exons. Gene Ontology annotation, biological process: ribosome biogenesis. Bases 92 to 1882 code for a protein of 596 amino acids. The record is from RefSeq and is a predicted model, not a curated record.
GUGGUCUCUUCCUCUUCCCCUUCCUACAUUGCUCUCCUGCUGCGCCGCCGCAGCUCCCAACUCCGGCGCCGCCCUCUGCUACAACCAAGCCAUGGCCAAGAAGCUCGCCAAGUCGGCGGCGGCGAAGGAGGAGGAAAAGGAGGGGCUGUUCGCGUCGUGCUCCUUCACCGACCUCGGCCUCCACACCACCCUCUGCGCCCACCUCCAAGAUAAGAUGGGCUUCCAGGCACCAACAAGAAUCCAAGCUCAGGCCAUUCCGGUGGCCUUGUCAGGACAACACAUGCUUGUGAAGGCAGCAACUGGUACUGGCAAGACCCUUGCGUACCUUGCACCAAUUGUCCACCUCCUCCAGAUGAGGGAGCCCCGUGUUGAGAGAACUCAUGGAACUUUUGCGCUGGUACUUGUGCCAACACGAGAGCUAUGCUUACAGGUCCAUGGGAUCGCACAGCAGUUGGUGCAUCGUUUCCACUGGAUUGUCCCUGGAUACAUAAUGGGUGGUGAGAACAGAUCUAAAGAAAAGGCAAGAUUGCGAAAAGGUAUAUCAAUUCUCAUUGCUACUCCUGGGCGCCUUCUAGAUCACUUACAGCAUACUUCAUCAUUUGUCUAUUCAAAUUUGCGAUGGAUAGUUUUUGAUGAAGCAGACAGCAUUCUUGAACUUGGGUUUGGAAAAGCACUCGAGGAUAUACUUGACCACUUGGGUUCAAGGAAUGAUGGUUCUGACCAGAAUAGAAAUAAAAUGGAACCUAUGAAAAGGCAAAACCUCCUUCUAUCUGCAACUCUUAAUGAAAAGGUGAAUCGUUUGGCCAAAAUUAGUUUGAAGAACCCUGUGAUGAUUGGUCUUGAGGAACAGAACAAACCUUCAGAUAGAUCCAGUGCCCAUGGGAAGAACCACACUUCUCUAUUAUCAGAUGAGGAGGAGGAUUUACUGGAAAAGCACAAUGCUAUAGUGGAACAGGCAGUUGAUGAUUUCAAGCUUCCUGCACAACUGAUUCAAGGAUAUGUUAAAGUUUCAUGUGGUUCAAGGCUUGCAAUUCUUCUCACCAUUCUUAAAUCUCUGUUUGAAAGACAACCGUCUCAGAAGGUGGUUGUUUUCUUGUCAACAUGUGACUCCGUAGAUUUCCACCAUACAGUACUCAGCCAGCUUGAGUGGAGCCCUGGGCUGCAACUGGAUACGGAUAAGAAGCAAAAGUUUAUUAGCUGCAAAGUGUUCCGUUUACAUGGGAACAUGGAUCAGGAUGACCGCAAGAAAUCAUUUCUUGGAUUCAGUUCUGAGAAAUCUGCAAUUCUUGUAUCUACUGAUGUUGCUGCUAGGGGCCUGGACUUUCCAAAAGUUAAAUGUAUCAUACAGUAUGAUUCACCUGGGGAGGCUUCUGAAUAUGUUCACAGGGUUGGAAGAACUGCAAGGAUUGGUGAAAAGGGGGAGGCUCUCCUGUUUCUCCAACCUAUCGAAACCGACUAUUUGAGAGAUCUGGAGCUACAUGGUGCAUCACUUACAGAAUACCCCCUCCAAAAGGUUUUAGACAGUUUUCCUGUUAAUGGACAGAGGCUUCACAAAAGGAAACAAAUAUCUUUAGACAUGCAUCCAUGGAUAAUGUCUUUACAGAGAACACUGGAAAGUUUUGUCAUAUCCGAGGACACAAGAAAGAAGCUUGCAAGGGAUGCCUUCUGUUCUUGGGUACGUGCAUACACUGCCCACCGAGGUGAACUGAAGAAUAUUUUUAUGGUCAAGAAGCUCCAUCUGGGGCAUGUAGCUAGAAGCUUUGGGUUGAAGGAGCAACCCUCAUUGGUAGGAAGGUCACACCAAGUGCAACUCAAGAAGAGGAAGAAAGAACAGAAGCGCGAAAGGCCUGCGAAAAGGAGAAAAAUCCCGGCUAAGAGAUGAAUUGCCAUAUCAGAACUGUGCUUGUAACUUGAACCUGUGGUGGAUCAUGAUCCACUCCAAUUUUGUGAAACUAACCGCCACAGCCUGAAGGUGAAUGAAUGCUCAACAUUGACCUUCUGAAGCUUUCAAGCUUUGGCCAGAGCCCUAGAGAAGAGCUAAUGUACUGCCUCUAUUCUUGAAUAUGAAAAGAGACGUGAAAUACUGAAAUAUGUGAAGAG